AUGGCCAAAGAAGUAAUACAAUUUUUCGUAGCCGCGAAUUUGGUCACCUUUGUUUUAGGUCAUGGGAUGAUGCUUGAUCCCCCCAGCCGAAACUCCGCUUGGAGAUAUUUUUCAAACCGUCCAAAGCAGUUCACGGAUAACGAAUUGAAUUGUGGGGGAUUCAGCGCACAGUGGGACAAACAUGGUGGUAAAUGCGGCGUUUGCGGCGACGAAUAUAACAUAGCAAACCCUAAGUACGUCUACCCAGGCUUAUUCGCUCAAGAUGGUUUUAUCACCAAAACUUAUAAGGAAGGAGAAACAAUUCAGGUCACAAUAAAGAUCACUUCCAAUCAUCAGGGAUUCUUUCGUUUCACCGUAGGUAAGCUGGAGAGACAGCCAAUCACCCAAGAACAGCUAACUCACGUCUUGUUGCAACCCGAUGGUUCGAACACGUGGCAGUUGCACUCAUCCGCAAAUGGAAACUACCACAUCAAACUCGUGCUGCCCAAAGGCCUGACAUGUGAUCACUGCGUGCUUCAGUGGUGGUGGACAGUGGGAAACAACUGGGGCUGCAAUGAAGAAGGAAAUUGUGGAGUUGGUUUGGGAAAGAAACAAGAAACAUUUGUUAACUGUGCCGAUAUCAAGAUAACACCAGAGGGAGGGGCUAGUGGUACAGAUACACCCCUAACAGAACAACCCUCUACUCAGGCGCCUUUGACAGGGUUUACACCUAGUUCCAAACCCCCCAAAACACAGAAACCCUCCACUGGAUGUAAGGCCACGGGGCCCUGGACCGGACAAGCUGCUAUGGACAAGUGGUGCGUUCAGAACUGUGCAUUAGGCAAUUGCCCCUCAAGCCACUGCCAGUGUUAAGCAAUCCGUUUCUUUUUACGAGUGAAUUAUGUGUGUGAAUUAUGUUGUGUGAAUUAAUUUUGUAGUGGAGAGUCUGUCAAACCUAAGAAAAAGUUAUCAGCAAGCUAGAAUUAGUACGAACCUAACUCAAAAUAUAUGUUAUUCAGAAUCGUGCCGACUAAGAAUAAUCCUCUUUCAUAGGAAAAGCAGUUCUUGUAGGUUUAGCUUUACACUGUUCAAUAGUCUGUCUAAGGUUGACAUUCCACUUCCAGUGUCUUGUAAGGUGGGGCAUAGGAUGAACAAAUAAGCGUGUAGACGUACAGAUUGAUGAUUGGUUGUAUGAAUGAUUGGAUGGAAAAAUGAAUAAAUGAACUAUCAAUCAAUUAAUCAAUCACCAUGGGAAGAAAAAACCUCAUUUAUAGCUCUAUGUCUACGAAAAUGUCGUGUAAAUCUCAAAAUAAUUCCUAACCUCGCAAAGAUUUUGAAAAACAAGCCUAUAUCUGAAAACUCAAGAGACAUUUUCCGCAUUAAUGGUCACGUGUGACGUAGCACAACUGUAAAAAUCCCUUAAAACAAUAAGAAAGUUUGCCCUGGUAGGUGAGUGAUUCCUGUAACAAAGUGUUUACACGGCAGGUAGGGUUUCCCUGGUUCUAGGGUAACCUUGUUAGAAGCGUAGCCAGCAAUUGUUUCCUUGUAAGCCGGAGUUGUAUAAGCCCUACAGGAGACGUGGGUUGGGAGGGGGGGGGAGUAAAUUAAACAAUCAUUCAGGUGGAUGGGUUUGUUCGAAGUUGCAUUUCCACUUGGAUCAAUGCGGAAAAAGAGUAGUUCAACAUAGCAUUAAAUUAAAGUUUUUCGGUAGGAGCUACUUGGCUACUUAACAUUUGAAAGUGGUUUGUCAACUUUUUAAAGUUAGUCCCUAGCACAGCCUAACAACAACAACAAAAAACAAACAAGGAGAAAGCGGUUUCCUAGCUGCUGUUUAGAGCUGAGACCUUCCGAAAUUAUGAGUUUUUAAACUAAUGAUUCUAGCGGGUACUUAAAGUAAACAAAGUGGAGCGGCUCGAGCUCUGCAAGGUAUCUACUUGAAAAACCCAAGAUGGGGUUCCACGACGGAUUUUCCUAGUGAAAUAUACGCCAAUAUUGCACGUCAAUAAUUGAGAAAGACAUUGGUGCCUGUAUUAAAUGCAACUUCUUAUCUUGUUAACAUGCGAUUAAUUGAGCUCAUUUUAACCCAAUUUUUUGUCAAGCCCGGGCUUAAUGGCUUUUAAAAUGGCAACUACACCCCUGUCUGUAGCGCUUAAGGUUCAACCUAUGCGUCACGGUUACCCUUAUCGGUCUUGUAAACACGUCGCAUAAAAUAAGAAGAAAUGUGCGAGUAUUCGGGUAACCGUCUGGCUUGGGUAAACCUUAAAUUAUUCCAAUUAUGCAAUCCAUUCCCGAUAAAUAAAGUACUUUUUUUUGUAAUGGAAAAAAUACCUAAAGUAUAUCUUUUAAGACUAGUAUGAUAAAACAUGACUUAGGGACAGUUUUAGAGGAGAGGUUGACAAUAAAAAAUAUAUCGUUGGGACCUCAGUAAAAGUGUCCGCGACCACUUAAUACAGGUGACCGCAUGUCAGUAUUAUAGUAAUCAAGAGAAUGCUGACAAUAAAUAUACUCAAAAGUAGGUUGAAUUUGAUCGUCCGGGUAAACGUAGUGAAAUGGCUCCUGGGUUCAAUCCUUUCACAACAAAUAAACCGUUGGGACUUCGGUAAAGGUGACCGCAUGUCAGUAUUGUCAGUAUUAUAGUAAUCAAGAGAAUGAUUGACCAUAAACUCGGUUAAGGUGACCGCGAACGUUCAAAAGAGCAAUGUCAUGCAAUUUGUUAUCUUUGCAAAAAGCUUAAGCCGAAAAUAGUAGUCUAUUAUUGUUAUUCAAGACCAUAUUUAUCGGUAUUUCGUUUCUUAUGUUGCAACAGAUGGCAAGGAUGGACAUCGACUGAAACUUGAAAAAGUUGGGUCAACUUUGUAGAGUUUCAGUAUGCUGAGUACUCCCUGCUGGUGAAAUUUGUUUGAUAUCUUCUUCAUAACUCGAUCUACAGGAGCAGUUUGUGUAUGGGGCAUGCAUAGAGGAUAUUACACGGUGGCGCGAAGAUAUGAAUUUUAUUUUCGAGUGGCAAAACAAUAUUUUACGAACGAGCGCAGCGAGUGAGUGAAAUAUUGUUUUGGCCACGAGAAAAUAAAAUUCAUAUCUUCAAGCCGCCGUGUACACACUGGUGUAAUGUUCUUUUUAUUAUAUACAGGGUGUCCCAAAAGUUCGUUCCUCUACUUUGUAAGUCUGUAGUGUAAGUUACGAUUGUACUCGUGAAACGAAUUAUUUAUGCACAAGUUGUUUAUUUCAGUCUGAUUAAGUAUCAUAUAUUUAUUGCGCCAUCUUUUUAUUGGAAAAUUCAAUUUUUGCAUUUUCCCGCCAAAGGUGUGCACGCGCGUUUAUAUUUUCCCGCCAAAUAUUUGUCGUAUUUUGUGUCCUGAAUUGCUCACAAUCUUCCCUCGGUUUUGUGAAUAUCAUGAAAGAUCACCCUGUUAAUGCUAAAAAGCUCAGCUACUUGAGAGCCCAAGCGUCUAUACUCAGAUCAAUUGGCUUGUGAGUUAAAUAAAUUUCCAAAAAUCUGCAAAAAUCUGAACGUUGGGUAGUGAAAUGGUCCUCAAGAAAAGAACGGGAAGACCGAAAUUCCUAAUGAGGCAGCUAAAAGAAUUCUGAACAAAGCUAAGUACAAAAGGGGAAACUUGACCAUACAGCUCAGCUUUCACGACAAUAAGCAAGCAAAGGCCAUGUUGGGGGAAAAAACACUAUCUUGAGGUUUAUAAAAAACGAAGGUUGGAGACCGCUGAGAAGGCAAAAGAAACCUCUGCUCACAGCCAAGCAGCGUGCAGCUCGACUGAAAUUUGCUAAGCAGUACAAAAACCUUACUGCGGCAGAAUGGGAUGAUUUUCUUUUUUCGGACGAAUGUCCCCAAUAUUUGUUUCAGCUGCCCAAUUCGAAAUUUGAUAUUGUUUGGGGUUCUCAGGAGAGCAAAGUUCCUCCAGCAUAUCAGGUUUAAAAAAGUUCAAAAUGGAUCAUAUGGGGCGGAAUGACAGGCCGCGGUCUCACUGGGAUACAUCUUUUACCCCAAGGACAGACUUUGACUGUCGAUUACUACAUCAACAACUUAUUAGAAGCCUGUCCUUCACCGUAUAAACGUGAAUGAGGCAACAGACAAGCGAAAAUUGUGCAGUUCCAAUCGCCACGUGCAUUCGUCCAAGACGGGGCGCCAGCACACGCAGCCAAGGCCACCCAGGCAUGGUGCGAAAAAAAAACCUGUCAAAUUUUAUAGAGAAAACAUGCUGGCCCCCAAAUUCCCCAGAUAUUAACCCUGUGGAGAAUCGUUGGAGCAUAAUGGAUGAAGUCGUCUAUAAAGACCCAACUCCUAAAACCAUGAAGGAUCUGAAAAGACGGCUCAAACAAGCCUGGAAGAAAAUCCCGCUCUCCACGUCACGCUACAUGACUUUAAUAUCCCACUCCAUGCCGCAACGGCUUCGGAACGUGAUAUCAAACAAAGGAGGGCAUGCUGGAUAUUGACUUUCCGAAUAUAUGUACUCAGUAAAGCAAUAAAAGUCUUUAAGAAAUCUCAUGCAGAAGUGCAGUUUCGAUCAAAAGCUAUGUCGCAUGUAGUAAGAGGAACGAACUUUUGGGACACCCUGUAGACAAAAAGGCGUCGAUACAAUAAUAGAUUUUUAUUCGCGCAAAAAGUAAUUGUGACGGCUCAAAUUUAUAGUGCAGCAAUAAGACAUUGUUUACAAUAAUCUUGAAAAAUAACACUGAGCUGAAUAGGGCUCUACAAUGACAAAAUAUAAGUAAAGCUUUGAAAAAUGUGUAAGUAAAAUUCAAAAGACGCAAGACGCCUUACAAAUUUCGAAGGGGAAUUACGUCAUCGAUAAACUCACGUGUGAGAUUAUGGAAAAUAAACCACUCGGGUCCCGGAUGUAGUUUUUAUGAAUUUUACGAGUGGUAUAUUUUCCAGUAAAACACUCUUGUCUAUAUAAUAAAAGGCACUAAGUAAUGUCUUCAGCACAGAAUUGACCUUCAUUACCCUUGUGACAUGGAGCAAAACCCCUUCGGUAGAGUUGACCGCAGUAUUGUAUAGUAAUCAAGAGGAUGAUUUUUCAUAAAAAAUAGAUCAAUCGCUGAGACCUCGGUAAAGCUAAUGUGACCGCGAUCAUUCUCUUAAUAGAGUUGACCGCUUGUCAGUAUUAUAGUAAUCAAGAGAAUGAUUGAUAAUAAAAAAAAAGUCGUUGGGACCUUGGUAAGGUAAGGUAAGGUCAAUAAAAAAUAGUAAUCAAGAGAAUGAUUAACAAAAAUAUAUCGUUGGGACCUCGUAAAGCUAAGGUGACCGCGACCGCUUAAUAGAAAUGACCGCUUGUCAGUAUUGUGAUAGUAAUUAAGGGAAUGAUAGACAAUAAAAAAGAAUACAUAGUUGGGACCUCGGUAAAGGUGACUUUAAUUGCUUUAAUUAACUGCUUUUAAUUAGUGCGUUUUGUCAGCCAAAUUGACACAAAUUAACAAUUUGUCUGUUACAGCCUGACAAAGUUUUUCGCUGCUACUAUACUAAAGUUUCGAAGGAUAGAUCAACCCUCGCUUUUAAAUGAAUACUCAGGCCACAGUUAAACCCCGUUAAUACAGACACUUGGGGAAGGGGGGAAGACAUAGAAAGUGUCCUUAUUAAGGGGGUGCUCGUUUAAUUAUUUAAGCAAAAAUACACCUUUUAUUUGAAAAACAUGCUAAAGAAAUAAAACAAGGCAUUAGGGACUGUUCGUUAUUUAUGCCUAAGGGGGGGGGGGGGGGGGGGGGGUUUUACUCAGGACGCGACGUGCCUCCGAUUGCGAAAUUGCGUACAACACGUGUUCUGGCCGGUUGCCGACAAACCAAAAUCCAUUGCAAGGUCAUUUGUGAUCGUACAGUAUAGAAGCUCUAAAUAAGGAAAGCAACUUUGCAGCGCCGGUGUUAACGUGGGCCCUGAAAAGAUCAGAUUUAAGAGAGAAGUCAACGGUAGGAAAGUUUGUAAGGAGCUCAUUGUAAGGAUUGAACCACGAGGAUGUACUCCUGAAACUGGAGACAGUUUUGCUAUUAUUAAAUAUCAGAUUGCAUGUAAAGGGAUUUAAUAAGUUAAUAUAUAUUGGAACCUUUAAAUAACGCUACUCCACGUCACGUUUUCUUAGCUUUUCAAACUAUAAAGAUCAGGCGCUUUGUAUUAAAUAGAAUUCUCGAUACAGAGUUCAACUUUUUAAAUAUGUCUGCAAAACGGCUACACAAGUGUUGAAACAACAGUUUCUAAAAGCUUACCCCUCCCCCCUUAUUUGUAUUUUAGAAAAACACCCCCCCUUUUUCAGUGACUUUGAAAAUUUUACCCCCCCACUCUAAACACCGGCCCCCCCUUAGGCAUAAAUAACGAACAGUCCCUUAGCAUAGUCAAACUGAGGGAAAGGUUUAUCACACCACACAGUUCAGAGCAUGCGACGAUGAAUUGUCCGCAUUUGCGAGGUUGACAUCUAUGAGAUUCUGUUCAUUGAGCAAGAAACAAGUGUCCGUUGUCCGCAUUAACGCCAGGUGUCCUCAUUACGCCGAUUUAAUUGAGAGAAAAUGUAUAGAUCAUUUUCACUGUGUCACGAAACAAAAAAAUAAAUUGGAAACCGUCCAGUGGAAGAAGCCAAGAAAAUGAAAUGUUAUAAAAGACUAAUAUAUAAACAAUUUGUCCAAGUCCCAGGUCUCUGUGGCCCACAGUUUCUGAGUUACUUGCCGAAACGUUUCACGCACCUUUGUAAAGCUUUGUAUAGAGACGCCAUAUUGGUGAACCGUGCACCCGAUACGGCCGCCGGAAAUCAACAAAGAGGGGGGCGUAAGGGUUUGCGGUAUUGCGGUAUUGGGUUAUUUUUGGUGCGGUGUUGCGGUAAUUUUUAUUUCAAAGUACGGUAUUGCGGUUUUCAGAGUCCAAGCGGUGUGCGGUAAGUUUAAAUUUUAUGUCGCGGUAGUCGGUGAAAAAAUCGUUGUGUCGCGGUGAUCUGCUUCUUUUUCAUGACAAGAUGAUACAAAUCCUAAAAGGUCUCGCUACCUAGCCUGCGUGUCUUCCUGUAGUUGCACAGUCGGGGAUCGUAUUGCGCAAACAGUGCAGACAAAUCGUAUGGCUUGUAAUUUCAGUUAAUACUUGAUAUGAUUAACGACAUUAACUUUUUUAUCCAAUGAUACGUAAACAUGUCGCAUUAUUUAUGACCUCAUGGACAUUGUGGGAAUAGUCAGCUUUUAACCUCCCUACCAAUCUUACCACCACUUUCGUGCUAGUCGCAAAAAAAUGGCGAGCGAUCCACAGGGUCAACUAAGUGAUCAGUCAGAUAUUCCAGCAAAUAGUGAGGUCAGUGAGGUCAUUAUAAAUUGUGUAGUGUCGAAAGAUAAUCCAUGAAGAUGAUGUGAUCUAAAAUUGAAUUAAUACUCGUCCUUCUCGUUGUGCAUGCAGGAAUAUAGAAUGUACUAGUAUUCGUGUGUGCUUAGCCUACGUACCAUGGCGGCCGGGGGGGGGGGUACUUCCUGAUAAGAGGCUAAUGAGGAUGUGCCGCUGGAUGGGGUCGCAUUUUCACGACUGGAUUGACUAUAAUGGGGUCGCAUUUGUAGAGAGUUACUAGGAUGGGGUCGCACAUGUUCUGCUUUUUUGGGGUAAAACAGUUCUUCAAAAGUGACUAAGAUGUGGUCUAUAAUUGGCCACAGAAUAGGCUAUAAUGGGGUAGGGGCUCUGAGAGGCCAGUGGCACAUACCGAGCAAAAAUUAACCCAAGUACCCCAUGGGAGUUUUACAUGGUUUUGUCGGCAGCACGACUGUGAGCGGCGAAGCAGCUCCCGCCCCAAUCUCCUCGCCCGCGCCUGCCUUCAUUAUUUAGCUUCAAGCGGGGGAAUGUAAUGCGGUCAAUGCAAGCUUAUUGUUAAAUUUAAUAAACAACCACUUCCUGAUUUUUUUGCCGAGAAUCUUUCCAUUUGAAUCCCUACCUAUCUCAAAAAUCCGAAAAUUUGCGACCCCAUUAUAAUCACUCCAGUCGUGAAAAUGCGACCCCAUUAAGCGGCACAUCCCUCUUAGCCUCUUGCAAGGAAGUACUCCCCCCGGUGCUGUGUGCCCUUCGAAUCCAAAAGGCAGCCGGGGUCGACGUUUUGAAACCCUCAACACAGAACCGAGUUAACUGUGAAUCUGAAACAACCUCAUAAGAGUCAACUGUCAUCCGUCCGUUUAUGAUCCAGUUCAGUAAUAUAUACAGUAAUACCAGGAGCUCCUGAGUAAUACUAGAAAACUCCUGUUGUAUCAUUUACGUAAACGCUUACAUGUAAGGAACAAUGUUAAACGAGUGCGAUGAUCUUAUGUUUAUCGUACACUUGACAUCGACGCACCAUGAUUUGGAAACACUGACAUAAAAGUAUUAUUUCUAUUUGAAAGGAGGAUUUUAUGGUAUUGACAACGUCAACGUUUUCCCAUUUGUAACUGCGGUUUCGGUAUUUGGCUAAAUUUUGAUGCGGUGUUGCGGUAUUCUCGCGCUACCAUGUGCGGUAUUGCGGUAUUCGUGUCCCCCUUACGCCCCCCUCAACAAAAAAGUCUGGAGUUCACGUUUUCUAUAAAAGCUCUUUUUUUUCACUCGAGAACUAGCAUACGUGCGCAUAAACAUAUCUUCUAAUACUUGAAAUGGUUAUACUGCCGAAAAUCUAGAGACAGCAUUCCUAUUUUAAUUUGGACUGUCACGCAUUGUGAAAAUUGCUGUAUUUUCGAAAUGAAACGUGCUACGGGAAUGGAAACUUGUAGAAAGAUUUACUGUUUUUGUUUAUCUUCAACCUAGUGUAAAUAUUAAGAAUUCGUAAAACCUCGCUAAUUUGAUGACUUCACUGUGAAAACCAUCUAUUAGGGCUUUGCCCAGUACAAAGAACACUGUCCGUAAUAUUUUACUGACGUGUCUGUAUUAACCGGGUGUCCGUAAAGCGAGAUUAGAAUCAGGGCCAAUACAAAAGAAACAAAAUAUCAGUCACCUUUCUAUUUGCCUCCUACUCGGCAAUUCUAUAUAUAGACUUGCUUACAAGUCGAGCUCAAAUUUUUUCACGAGCGCGAAGCGAAAGUGGUAGAUUUUUUAUCUUUUCUGCAGCAAAAGCGAACCAAAGAGCGAAACCUCGUCGUUCGCGCUGAGGCCAACUACGGAACCGGAAAUGAGAAGCGAAGGACUUUGAGAAAGUCUAUUCUAUAGAGCGGUUUUCACUUGACUGUCGUAAAACCAAAACCAAAGUAAAUACACUAGCCAACCAAAGGGCGUAGUAAAACCAAAACCAAACCAAUUCCUCAAUUACUUUCGACAGUCAAGUGAAAACCGCAACAGUCGGGGAUCGUAUUGCGCAAACAGUGCAGACAAAUCGUAUGGCUUGUAAUUUCAGUUAAUACUUGAUAUGAUUAACGACAUUAACUUUUUUAUCCAAUGAUACGUAAACAUGUCGCAUUAUUUAUGACCUCAUGGACAUUGUGGGAAUAGUCAGCUUUUAAUCUCCCUACCAAUCUUACCACCACUUUCGUGCUAGUCGCAAAAAAAUGGCGAGCGAUCCAGAGGGUCAACUAAGUGAUCAGUCAGAUAUUCCAGCAAAUAGUGAGGUCAGUGAGGUCAUUAUAAAUUGUGUAGUGUCGAAAGAUAAUCCAUGAAGAUGAUGUGAUCUAAAAUUGAAUUAAUACUCGUCCUUCUCGUUGUGCAUGCAGGAAUAUAGAAUGUACUAGUAUUCGUGUGUGCUUAGCCUACGUACCAUGGCGGCCGGGGGGGGGGGUACUUCCUGAUAAGAGGCUAAUGAGGAUGUGCCGCUGGAUGGGGUCGCAUUUUCACGACUGGAUUGACUAUAAUGGGGUCGCAUUUGUAGAGAGUUACUAGGAUGGGGUCGCACAUGUUCUGCUUUUUUGGGGUAAAACAGUUCUUCAAAAGUGACUAAGAUGUGGUCUAUAAUUGGCCACAGAAUAGGCUAUAAUGGGGUAGGGGCUCUGAGAGGCCAGUGGCACAUACCGAGCAAAAAUUAACCCAAGUACCCCAUGGGAGUUUUACAUGGUUUUGUCGGCAGCACGACUGUGAGCGGCGAAGCAGCUCCCGCCCCAAUCUCCUCGCCCGCGCCUGCCUUCAUUAUUUAGCUUCAAGCGGGGGAAUGUAAUGCGGUCAAUGCAAGCUUAUUGUUAAAUUUAAUAAACAACCACUUCCUGAUUUUUUUGCCGAGAAUCUUUCCAUUUGAAUCCCUACCUAUCUCAAAAAUCCGAAAAUUUGCGACCCCAUUAUAAUCACUCCAGUCGUGAAAAUGCGACCCCAUUAAGCGGCACAUCCCUCUUAGCCUCUUGCAAGGAAGUACUCCCCCCGGUGCUGUGUGCCCUUCGAAUCCAAAAGGCAGCCGGGGUCGACGUUUUGAAACCCUCAACACAGAACCGAGUUAACUGUGAAUCUGAAACAACCUCAUAAGAGUCAACUGUCAUCCGUCCGUUUAUGAUCCAGUUCAGUAAUAUAUACAGUAAUACCAGGAGCUCCUGAGUAAUACUAGAAAACUCCUGUUGUAUCAUUUACGUAAACGCUUACAUGUAAGGAACAAUGUUAAACGAGUGCGAUGAUCUUAUGUUUAUCGUACACUUGACAUCGACGCACCAUGAUUUGGAAACACUGACAUAAAAGUAUUAUUUCUAUUUGAAAGGAGGAUUUUAUGGUAUUGACAACGUCAACGUUUUCCCAUUUGUAACUGCGGUUUCGGUAUUUGGCUAAAUUUUGAUGCGGUGUUGCGGUAUUCUCGCGCUACCAUGUGCGGUAUUGCGGUAUUCGUGUCCCCCUUACGCCCCCCUCAACAAAAAAGUCUGGAGUUCACGUUUUCUAUAAAAGCUCUUUUUUUUCACUCGAGAACUAGCAUACGUGCGCAUAAACAUAUCUUCUAAUACUUGAAAUGGUUAUACUGCCGAAAAUCUAGAGACAGCAUUCCUAUUUUAAUUUGGACUGUCACGCAUUGUGAAAAUUGCUGUAUUUUCGAAAUGAAACGUGCUACGGGAAUGGAAACUUGUAGAAAGAUUUACUGUUUUUGUUUAUCUUCAACCUAGUGUAAAUAUUAAGAAUUCGUAAAACCUCGCUAAUUUGAUGACUUCACUGUGAAAACCAUCUAUUAGGGCUUUGCCCAGUACAAAGAACACUGUCCGUAAUAUUUUACUGACGUGUCUGUAUUAACCGGGUGUCCGUAAAGCGAGAUUAGAAUCAGGGCCAAUACAAAAGAAACAAAAUAUCAGUCACCUUUCUAUUUGCCUCCUACUCGGCAAUUCUAUAUAUAGACUUGCUUACAAGUCGAGCUCAAAUUUUUUCACGAGCGCGAAGCGAAAGUGGUAGAUUUUUUAUCUUUUCUGCAGCAAAAGCGAACCAAAGAGCGAAACCUCGUCGUUCGCGCUGAGGCCAACUACGGAACCGGAAAUGAGAAGCGAAGGACUUUGAGAAAGUCUAUUCUAUAGAGCGGUUUUCACUUGACUGUCGUAAAACCAAAACCAAAGUAAAUACACUAGCCAACCAAAGGGCGUAGUAAAACCAAAACCAAACCAAUUCCUCAAUUACUUUCGACAGUCAAGUGAAAACCGCUCCAUAUGGCUUGUUUCCGUACAUAAUUUGUCCUGUUUCCGAUCCAUCAAUAUCCGGACGUUGGCAUGCGAAGUGGCCACUUCUUCCAAAACCAAAUUUGUAUUUAUAAACGUCGGAACUUGUCUGGUAUAAACCGCUAACAGCAGGGUGAUCACGUUCCGUCCAGGAUAACGUGUAUCAUUCAGCUGAAUCAUCACCAGUCCUAUAUAGUUUUCUUUUCAUAAGUUCGUUCGCUAAGCUGUAAUUUUGAUUGCAAAGGGAGAAUUUAUUAGACCACUUCAAAGAAACCAACCGUCUAGUGGAUUCGUGGUUUGUGGAAGCACCCCAAACACUUCUCAAGUGUUCUUCAAAUUCUUAAAUAGUUUACACACUUUUACAGAAAUUCAAAAUGACUUUUAUCUGCGAGCAUGAAGUGGUUUUCCCAUGCCGGACGCCGCUCGCCGGGUAAAUAAUAGACGGAAUAAGUUUUGUUAUUCGGGCUAUUCAAUGUAAAUAUUAUGAUUUGUGCGCUAUUGCGCUAGUGUCGCGGGGCCUUUGCACUAUAUCCCGAAACAAUACUAUGAAUAAAAGCAAUAUAGUAAUAUAUUGUAAAAUUAUAUAUUGUAGAACUUAAGCUUUCUUGACGUUACCAGGAGUAUGACCAAACUAAGUAAUUUGUGGGCGGCAUUGGGUGGGGCAUUUUUGCUGACUCAUUAGUCAUCACGUACACCUCAUCACGGGGGCUUUUGGUAUAAAAGUGAUGGCACAUUGCUAAAAUCUAAUCCGGCAUUGGCAGUUGGCGGUAACUCAUAAAAGCUUGGUCAUUUUUCAAAUUUUACUUUUGCAUCAAAAACGAACACAAGACUGAAGGUAAAAUGAAUGUUACAGAAAUUUUUCGUUUUUUGUUGGUCGCGAAAAUAGUGAUCGCUUUGGCUCUUGGACAUGGACGGAUGAUGGACCCUGCUAGUAGAAACUCCGCCUGGAGAGUCUUUCCCGAUCGUCCGAAGCAGUACACGGAUAACGAGUUGAAUUGUGGGGGAUUCGGCGCCCAGUGGAAUAAGCAUGGUGGUAAAUGCGGCGUUUGCGGCGACGAAUAUAACAUAGCAAACCCUAAGUACGUCCACCCCGGAUCGUAUGCUAGUGAUGAUUUCACCACCAAGACUUAUAAAGAAGGAGAAACAAUUCAGGUGACAAUAGAGAUCACUGCCAAUCAUAAGGGAUACUUCCGUUUUAGUGUGGGUAAGCUCCAGACACGCCCUAUCACCCAAGAACAGCUUACACACGUCUUGUUGCAACCCGAUGGUUCGAACAAGUGGCAGUUGCAGUCAUCCGCAAAUGGAGAGUAUCUCAUCGAGCUCGUGCUGCCCAAAGGCCUGACAUGUGAUCACUGCGUGCUACAAUGGUGGUGGACAGUGGGAAACAACUGGGGAAAGGAACAAGAAACAUUUGUGAACUGCGCAGACAUCAAGAUUAUACCAGGGGGAGGUCCUGUGCCAACAAAAGAGAAACCAAGCACGGAAAAGCCUUUAAGCUCCACCGCUACGGCCUUACCCCCUAAGGUACCCUCUACAGGGAGUCCGCAGAAGCCCUCCAUUCGGAGCCCCUCCACUGGAGGACCCUCAAAAGAAGGGCCAACAAAUCUCCCUACUACAACGUCAUCAACAGGAGGAUGUAAGUCUGCAGGAGCAUAUGCCGGUCAGCCUGGUAUGGAUCAAUGGUGCGUUACUAACUGUGCAGCGGGAUACUGUCCUGCCUCUGAUUGCGUUUGUAACUAG
This is a messenger RNA of Porites evermanni, 13236 nucleotides long. NCBI's taxonomy places the organism in Eukaryota, Metazoa, Cnidaria, Anthozoa, Scleractinia, Poritidae. The record is from the annotation of a GenBank genome assembly.